Messenger RNA from Paramisgurnus dabryanus, 4378 nucleotides. The record is from RefSeq and is a predicted model, not a curated record. Lineage: Eukaryota; Metazoa; Chordata; Actinopteri; Cypriniformes; Cobitidae.
GCUGUUUGUGUGUCUCAAUAGUUCACUUCAGACAUGAGAGCUGGAAAGACCCAGGGUGCAAUGAUAUACAGAGAGAACAGGCCAGCAUGCGCUCGCUAUGGGAGUGUUAUGCACAGACUAAACCGACGCCAUGGAGAAAGAGAGGUGGAGUUCUGAGGACGCUCCCAGAGCUUCAAUGCCAGACGAGCUAUCUCAUCCGAAGUUCUCCGAAUGGAAAUUUAAGCUCUUUCGGGUCAAGUCCAUGGAGAAAGCCCCGCUCCCGAAUGAAGCACAGGUGGAGAAGGAGAACCUGGCUGAGGUAGAGAUGGUGGGCUCACCGGGCAGUGUAAUGAAGCUUUGCCUUGGAGGCAAGAGUAAGGAGAACGUGGAAGGAGCUCGGGGGAGAGUGGACCUUAAACUGCAGGAGAUUGAUAACCAUAUGAAUCUACUGAAAAGUCUGUGUCGCCUGUGUGGCCUGGCAAUACGUAAGGCUAAAGGUCCAGCGCAUGAGAUUCAAGGAGACUUGGAAGAAUCCAGCAGAUGUGCUUUGCGCAGGAUGGGCUGCAAAUUUGCCACCUGGCCGGAGGUCAUCUCGAAGGUGUUCAAGGUGGACGUUACAACCGACAUGGAGACAGUUCAUCCUUCCCUGUUCUGUCACCGCUGUUGGUCUGCUGCCAUGAGGGGUGGAGGUUUCUGUACCUUCACCAGGACCACGAUCCCGAACUGGGAACCCCACACCUCCCAUUGCAACAUCUGCUUCCCCAGGAAGACCUCGUUCAGGCGGAUGGGAAGGAAGCGAGUCAAGCUGCUAAAAGGUUCACACGGCCUUUCAAAGAGAAUCAAACGUGACUCCCCAACUUCUUCAGGUGUCAAUAAAUUGUGGAGGCUUGCGCCGGAGAAUCUCGGGACAACGGGAGGGAAGGAAUGGCUUAAACCGUCAUUUCAGAGAGGACAGUGGGUAAAAAGCAUCACACACUGUCAGAAAGAUCAUUUGAGCACUAAGCUUGUACCUCAAGAACUCCCAGUGGACCUGAUGUGUGCUUUCACCUGCCAAGUGUGUGAUCACUUGCUUUCUGACCCAGUCCAGUCGCCAUGUCAACACCUGUUCUGCCGUCUCUGCAUUGUAAAGUACAGUCAUGCUUUGGGUCCGAACUGUCCCACCUGCAACCAGCACCUGAACCCAUCUCACUUGACCAGACCGGCAAAGUUUUUCCUCACCACCCUCAACUCUCUACCUCUUCUAUGCCCCAGAGAGGGGUGUGAGGAAUGGGUCAGAUUGGACUCCUUUAGAGAACACUGCCUCAACCACUACCAUUCCAAAGAGUCCCAAGAAGAGCAAACGCCUUCGGAGCAGAACUUAGACAGUUACCUGCCAGUCAACAAGGGCGGGCGUCCUCGGCAACACCUGCUGUCGCUGACCCGUCGAGCCCAAAAGCACCGACUGAGGGACUUGAAGAACCAUGUGAAGAUAUUCGCCGAUAAGGAAGAAGGUGGAGAUGUGAAGUCGGUCUGUUUGACGCUCUUUCUUCUGGCGCUGAGAGCUGGGAAUGAACAUAAACAGGCAGAUGAGCUGGAAGCCACUAUGCAAGGCAGAGGAUUCGGUCUCCAUCCUGCUGUGUGUUUAGCUAUAAGGGUCAAUACCUUUCUCAGCUGCAGUCAAUACCACAAGAUGUACCGCACUGUCAAGGCUACAAGCGGGCGCCAGAUAUUUCAGCCUCUGCACACCCUUCGCAAUGCUGAGAAAGAGCUUCUUCCAGGCUACCACCAGUUUGAAUGGCAGCCAGCUCUGAAAAAUGUUUCCACCUCCUGGGAUGUGGGAAUCAUCGAUGGCCUCUCGGGUUGGACUUCCUCCGUGGAUGAUGUCCCUGCGGACACCAUCGCAAGAAGAUUCCGCUAUGAUGUGGCACUAGUUUCUGCUUUAAAAGACUUGGAGGAGGACAUCAUGGAGGGGUUGAGAGAGAGGGGCCUGGAUGACAGCACAUGCACCUCUGGUUUUACCGUGGUGGUAAAGGAAUCGUGUGACGGUAUGGGAGAUGUUAGCGAGAAGCAUGGAUCUGGCCCAGCGGUGCCUGAAAAGGCAGUAAGGUUUUCCUUUACAAUCAUGUCCAUUUCCAUUCGAGCUGAAGGUGAGGAGGACGCCAUCACGAUCUUCCAAGAACAGAAGCCAAACUCGGAGCUCUCCUGCAGACCUCUGUGUCUCAUGUUUGUGGACGAGUCAGACCACGAAACCCUCACGGCCAUCUUGGGACCAGUGGUGGCAGAGCGGAAAGCCAUGCUGGAAAGUCGGCUGAUUCUCUCUGUUGGCGGUUUGCUACGUUCCUUUAGGUUUUUCUUCCGAGGCACAGGCUACGAUGAGAAGAUGGUACGUGAAAUGGAAGGCCUAGAGGCUUCUGGUUCCACGUAUGUGUGUACUCUCUGUGAUUCGACUCGAGCCGAGGCUUCUCAGAACAUGGUGCUGCAUUCCAUCACACGCUGCCACGGUGAAAACCUUGAGCGUUACGAAAUCUGGAGGACAAAUCCCUUCUCAGAAUCAGCCGAUGAACUCCGUGACCGGGUCAAGGGUGUUUCUGCCAAGCCUUUCAUGGAGACUCAGCCCACCCUGGAUGCCUUGCACUGUGACAUAGGAAACGCAACCGAAUUCUACAAAAUCUUUCAGGAUGAGAUCGGCGAGGUCUUCCUGCAGAGCAAUCCGAGUCGAGAGGAGCGCAGACGCUGGCGUUCAGCCCUGGACAAGCAGCUGAGGAAGAAACUAAAGCUCAAGCCCGUGAUGAGAAUGAACGGAAACUUCGCCCGCAAACUGAUGACACGUGAAGCCGCGGAGGCGGUCUGCGAGCUUAUUCCUUCUGAGGAACGUCGCGAGGCUCUGUUGAAGCUGAUGGAUCUCUACCUCCAGAUGAAGCCCGUGUGGAGGUCCACCUAUCCUUCACGAGACUGCCCAGACCAACUGUGUCAAUAUAGCUACAAUUCGCAGCAGUUCGCAGAUCUCCUUUCAACUACAUUCAAGUACCGUUACGAUGGAAAAAUCACCAACUACCUACAUAAGACUCUAGCCCAUGUUCCCGAGAUCAUUGAGAGAGAUGGGUCGAUCGGAGCGUGGGCCAGCGAAGGAAACGAGUCCGGGAACAAACUGUUUCGUCGUUUUCGUAAAAUGAAUGCGAGGCAGUCGAAAACCUUUGAACUUGAAGAUGUACUGAAACACCACUGGUUGUACACCUCAAAGUAUCUACAGAAAUUUAUGGAGGCUCACAAGAAUUCAGCUAAAGCUUUGCAGGCCACAAUCAACCCAGAAGAGAUCCCAGAAGAAGUUGACCUGGAUCUUGAAAUCCCAGAUUUUUAAGUCAUUUAUUAAAUAAGUAAAUAAAUAAUUUCCUUUGAUUGACUUUCUUUAAUGCACAUUCAUUUCUUGCUAAUGAAAAUAUUAAGUAAAUGACUUUAUUUCUUGAGAGAUGCAAUAUCAGGUGUGAUAGUUGUAUUGUUUACUUGAUCUUUUUUUUCUUGAAGCUCUACAUAAAAGCGAGCAAAUUUGUUUCAUGGCAGAGAUAAAAUUGUAUAGGAAGGGUUAUUUCUUCUCCCCAGCUUUUACAGGCAAAUGUUCUGUGUUUUAUUUCUUGCUGCUUGUGAAAUAUGGGGGAGUUUAUUGUAUUGUGACACUUCCAUGAAUUCAUACAGAAGGGUUAUUUAUGAAAACAUAGGAGGCAACUGUAAGUCACUGCAUGAAAUUACGUUAAAGAAGCCGCACAUUUAUGAUGGAUAUAUUAAUAUAUCACCAAAGACAAAAACAAAAUGUAAUUAGAAACUUGGUUGCAGGAAGCAUUGAGGUGAUUUUAUCAUCACAAUAUUCUGAUGGUGAUCCACUGGGCCACAAAGAAUUCUGAAGGACACUUUAUUACAGUAUUUGCACAUGCAUGUUAAUCCUCUCAUGUUAUCUACCUCAGUCUUCAAUCCUACAGUUACCAAAGGACAUUUGCACCACCUCAUUGACACAAACACUUAUUGAUUUAUAUCAGAUUUACUUUCUUUAUGAUUUUGUGUAACAGUACACCUCAUAAAAGUUUACCUCAUUUUAUUAAUGAUGAAUUUGUUAGUACUAGUUUUUCCAUUUCAUUGCAUUUACUGUACAUUGAGAUGAUUUAAUUGACUUUUUUACUUUAUGAUUACAUUUUAAAUUCUUUUGACUUGAUUUCUUUGAUAUCCUACAUAUGAGUAAUUAAAAUGCUUGUAUUUGUUUUAGUAACUUUGGGUACUCCUGCUAUCUUCAGGAGUUCCUUGUUAACCAAAGAUCUCGUAAUUACAGAAAAGUGUAAAACUAAGUAAAAUCUUGAUUGCAAGAUUGCCUUUUAUCUUAUUUCCUUUAAAAUUACUGUAAUGUUUGCAUUGAAAUGUUCCAAUGUUCCUUAAU